Molecule: messenger RNA, 1362 nt
Organism: Trichobilharzia szidati
Lineage: Eukaryota; Metazoa; Platyhelminthes; Trematoda; Strigeidida; Schistosomatidae
Source: the annotation of a GenBank genome assembly
AUGACAUCUGAUAGAACAUUUAAACUCUUUCUCAAAAUAGUCUGUACUCAUUUAAAUAUUAUUAAUCCUCAAGAAGUAAUCGCUAAUUUCUUAGACUUUGAUAAUAUACGUAAUCGAACACUGUUACAAAGAUUAUUCGAUGUCUCAUCUAGAUCACCAAUUGAUGUAUAUAAUACACCAUUCGGUUUAAUAUUUUAUAAAACUAGUGAAAACUAUGAGAAAACAUUUGCUAUCCCAAUAGCUAAUGGUGUUCCGGUUCUUCAAAAGUCUGUAGAUCAUACAGGAGCAGGGAGUAAUCCAGAUGACUUGCAAAGUACACAAUCGGAUAAUGAUGCCUAUGUGGUACUGGGAGUUGCAGAUGGUGAUAUUGACCAGCGUUUAUCUGGUUCACUUGACACAGAUAUGAUGAAGCAAAGAGACUCUUCAGCAAGUGUUCAGAGUACAGGUGAAGGUGAGAAUGAGACAAGUGUAACAGGGAAUGGUUCUACACAACAAUUCCUGUUUAUCACUAGAACAUUUACACGUGAAUGUUUAAAAGUACAAAAGUUACCAAUAUAUGAUUCAUUCACUGAAACUUACAAUAUUACUCAGUACUUUUAUGUGGUUCGAACAAAUCGUGCUCGUGCUAUACCUAAUGUUAAAUCAUAUGCCGAAGUAAUGCAACACUUUCCAGUCUCUUUAAAUAUUGGUUAUUUACAAGACACAAUGCUCAACUGUACACUUCGUACUAUUUCUAAGGUAUAUACUAAAAUGUUAUCUUAUUUUGGGCAUAAAAGAGAUAUGUUCUCAGAAGAUGAUGCUUUAGAUUCACGUGCAGCAAAUUUCUCACCUUCAUCAGGUAAAAAAAGUGUUAUGGAUCAUCAUUCAUCAUCACGCGUAAAUAAUAAACAUUCAUCCUUUUUAAAUGAACAAGAAGAUUAUCAACGUUUGAGAGAUGAAUUCAGUGUAACGCUGCAUAAAUUUAAUGGUGUACUCGAAGAGACAUCUGUUGCUUUGUUGGGUGUAUUUAAUCUUACUAUACCAGAUUUUAUGCCAGACAAUGAUAAUUAUGUGAUUGAUCCAACAAGAGAUUUUAUUUUCAAUGAUAAACUGAUUCAAUUAUUUAAAGAAUGGGACGAACAGAUUGACGGUGCACUAGAAAUUCUUGACAAACCACGACCAAUUAGUUUAGGACCAUUGGAUGAAGUUGAUCAUUGGCGUUAUCGUAGUAAAAUUUUGACAGCUAUAUCAGAAUCACUGAAUACAAAACAAUCACGUUGGGCAAUCGAUACAUGGAGUAUACUAAAUCCUGAUUUGCAGCCAUAUACACGUGGUGCUGAAAUAAAAUCAUUAAUGUUUGAAGCUAAGGAUAAUUCAAGGUAA